AUGUCGAACAUUGGCUUGCAAGUGAGGCAGGCUGUGCCUUCCAUAGAUCCUGUUGUGGCCGAUUAUGCUGUGGGCUAUAUUCAACAUCUAUUGCAUGCCACGGAAGACUCGGUUCUAGCACAACAAGUUUCUAUCCAGGAUGAGAUGAACUACCUCAAAGCCUUACUUCUCAAUGCCGGGGGACCGGAGGAUAAGGUUGACCCUCUCACCGAAAAGUUCACCAAUCAACUCAGCGAACAAUUGAAGGCUAACAUGGCCAAAUUGGAGCUUACAGGGGAUACAUCUAAACGUUUAUUAGACAUAAAUGUUUUGAAGCAGAAUUCACAAAAACGUGACAUCAAUUCGAGUUUGGCGUUAUUGUCCGCUUCUAAUGAUAUUGAACACACAGGAAGAAAAAUGGAAUCAAAAGUCGAUAAGAAGAAGUUGGAGAAACAAGAAAGAAAGAUCGCCAAAAAGGUUGCCAAACGGAAUAACCAAUUUGUCAAAUACGAGGCUUCGAGACUUCUUGAUGAUAAGAAAGAGGACGACUACGACUCAUUCUUUUUGGAAAUUAAUCCUUUGGACUUUGGUUCCAGUGCUGGUAAAUCGAAGGAUAUCAAAAUUGAUCAGUUCGAUUUGUAUGUUGGCGAUGGGCGUCGUAUCCUCAGUGAAGCUCUGUUGACACUUGCUUAUGGUCGUAGAUACGGUCUUGUCGGUCAAAACGGUAUCGGGAAAUCCACCUUGUUAAGAGCUCUUUCUCGAAGGGAGUUAGAUAUUCCCAAACACAUUACAAUUUUACAUGUCGAGCAGGAAAUAAGAGGAGAUGACACCCCUGCACUUCAGUCGGUGCUUGAUGCGGAUGUCUGGCGGAAGAAUUUGUUGAAUGAAGAAUCUAAAAUCAAUGAAAGAAUUGCCGAGAUCGAAAAGCUUCGUGCUGAAUUCGAUGAAGAUUCGAAUGAGGUCAAAAAGCUUGAUAAUGAACGAGACGAUUUGGAGGAGAAGUUGCAAAACGUCAGUGACAAAUUGUAUGAAAUGGAGUCAGAUAAGGCAGAGUCAAAGGCUGCUGCCAUCCUCUAUGGUCUCGGGUUCACGAAGGAAACUCAAAAUCUUCCCACAAAGUCCUUUUCUGGUGGUUGGAGAAUGCGGUUGUCUCUUGCUCGGGCAUUGUUUUGCCAACCCGAUUUGUUGUUGUUGGACGAACCUUCUAAUAUGUUGGAUGUACCCUCCAUCACUUAUUUGGCUAAGUAUCUCCAAACCUACGAGAGUACUGUGCUUGUUGUUUCGCACGAUCGUGCUUUCCUCAACGAAGUUGCUACUGAUAUCAUUCAUCAACAUUCUGAGCGUUUGGACUACUACCGUGGAUCAAACUUCGAUUCAUUCUAUUCUACUAGGGAAGAGCGCAUCAAAAACCAACGAAGAGAGUAUGAUAAUCAAAUGGCUUACCGGAAACAUUUGCAAGAAUUUAUCGACAAAUUUAGAUACAACGCGGCUAAGUCUCUGGAGGCGCAAUCCAGAAUCAAAAAGCUUGAGAAGUUGCCGAUCCUUGAGCCUCCUGAAGAUGAAAAGACUGUCUCUUUUAAAUUCCCGGAUCCCGACACGAAGCUUUCUCCUCCCAUCUUGCAAAUGCAAGAUGUCAGCUUUGGCUAUAGCCCUUCGAAGUUGAUUCUCAAAAACGUUGAGUUGGAUGUGCAAAUGGAUCUGCGCAUUGCUUUUGUUGGUGGGAACGGUACUGGUAAAACUACUCUUCUCAAGUUGUUAAUGGAUCAGUUGACCCCGAUAAGCGGUUUUAUUCUGCGUAAUGGCAGAUUACGGAUAGGUUACUUUGCGCAGCAUCAUGUUGACGCUAUGGAUUUGACUCUUUCUGCGGUUCUGUGGAUGUCGCAAACGUAUCCGGGCAAGACGGAUGAAGAAUAUCGGAGACAUCUUGGGGCUUUCGGAAUCACUGGGCUGUUAGGUCUUCAAAAAAUGGAGUUGUUAUCUGGUGGUCAAAAGUCAAGAGUGGCUUUUGCGGCACUUUGUUUAUCUAACCCCCAUAUUUUGAUCAUGGAUGAACCGUCGAAUCACUUGGAUACUCAGGGUUUAGAUGCGUUGGCCGAGGCUCUUAAUAACUUCAAGGGCGGAGUUUUGAUGGUAUCGCAUGAUGUCGAUAUUAUUCUGAAGGUAUGUAAUGAGAUUUGGACCCUGGAAGAGGGGACAGUGAGACGAUUUGACGGCACCAUCCAAGACUACAAGAAGCAUAUUCUCGAGUUGGCUGAUGCUUCAGGCGUUGUUCGUAAGCAUUAG
Messenger RNA from Diutina rugosa, 2262 nucleotides. RefSeq names its product putative AAA family ATPase (gene GCN20). The record is from RefSeq and is a predicted model, not a curated record. NCBI's taxonomy places the organism in Eukaryota, Fungi, Ascomycota, Pichiomycetes, Serinales, Debaryomycetaceae. The transcript has a single exon. Gene Ontology annotation, molecular function: ATP hydrolysis activity; ATP binding. Bases 1 to 2262 code for a protein of 753 amino acids.